Molecule: messenger RNA, 2189 nt
Organism: Paralichthys olivaceus (Japanese flounder)
Lineage: Eukaryota; Metazoa; Chordata; Actinopteri; Pleuronectiformes; Paralichthyidae
Source: RefSeq, a predicted model, not a curated record
CCUCAUCACGUUUGUUUGGCAACAACACUGAGUCUCUGUGAGUUUAACACCAGCUGAUAACUUCAGAUCGAUUCUUCUCCUCGGAAAACAAACAUCCGUGUUUAUAAAGCGAGCGCAGACUGAACAUCUCUCUCGACACGACGGCACCAACAUGGAGGCUGGAUUCCGCUGCUCUCCGCUGAUCGUGUGUCUGGCUGUGGCCGCCGCGCUGGGCUCGGUGCUCGGGCUCGGCGAGGACCUGGACCGGCCUCUCUUCGGGCCUCCCGGUUCUCCCAUCCAGCUCCACGGGUCUGACCCCGGGCUGAAGAAGGCUCUGCAGUUCGCCGAGGAUCACUACAACCGGGGCUCUAACGCCAUGCACCUCCGCAAGAUCAGCCGCUUCAUCUCCGCGACCAAACAGCUGGUUAAGGGAAUCCGCUACACAAUAACAGUGGAAGUGAGUAACACUCAGUGCAAGAAAUCCACCAUGCUCCGGACAUGUGACUUCUACCCUCAGCCACAGAAACUCAAGACGGAGCUGUGCAUGUUUGAAGUGUGGGACAUCCCCUGGCAGGGCACUUCGACUCUGCUCAAACAGAAGUGCCAACCUAAAGUUGAAUUCCAAGUGAAAGAGACCAACGAGGUGGAGGAUCUAUCCAUCAACCCGCCUCUCGAGGAAUCUGUGGAGCUGCUGGGACAGUUCAAAGAGUUCAUGGUCAAGUACAAUAAGGUUUACAGCAGCCAGGAUGAGGCAGACCGUCGUCUGAGCAUCUUCCAUGAGAACCUCAAGACUGCUGAGAAGCUCCAGUCUCUGGAUCAGGGCUCAGCGGAAUAUGGAGUCACUAAGUUCAGUGACUUGACCAAGGAAGAGUUUCGCUCUACAUACCUUAACCCGCUCCUGAGCCAGUGGACCCUCCAUCGACCAAUGAAACCGGCCUCUCCCGCCAAAGGUCCCGCCCCUGCCAGCUGGGAUUGGCGGGAUCAUGGAGCUGUCAGUUCUGUGAAGAAUCAGGGUAUGUGUGGAUCCUGCUGGGCCUUUUCUGUCACUGGGAACAUUGAGGGCCAGUGGUUCCUGAAAAAUGGAACUCUGGUGUCACUGUCUGAACAAGAGCUGGUUGACUGUGAUGGUUUGGACCAGGCGUGCAAUGGAGGGCUGCCAUCAAACGCUUAUGAAGCCAUUGAGAAGCUGGGUGGCCUGGAGACAGAGACUGACUACUCCUACAUCGGGAAGAAGCAGAGCUGUGACUUCGCUACAAAGAAAGUAGCUGCAUACAUCAACAGCUCUGUGGAGCUGUCCAAAGACGAGAAGGAGAUUGCAGCUUGGCUUGCUGAAAAUGGGCCAGUCUCUGUGGCUCUGAAUGCCUUUGCGAUGCAGUUCUACAGGAAGGGUGUAUCUCACCCCUUGAAGAUCUUCUGCAACCCGUGGAUGAUUGACCACGCUGUCCUGAUGGUGGGAUACGGAGAACGUAAAGGUAUCCCAUUCUGGGCCAUCAAAAACAGCUGGGGGGAGGAUUAUGGAGAGCAGGGUUACUACAACCUAUACAGGGGGUCCAAUGCAUGUGGGAUCAACAAGAUGUGCUCAUCUGCUGUCGUCAAUUAAAGCACUAAUAACAUAUUAUUAGUGUGUUCACGCACACACACACACACACACUACAGCUGGCUGCAACAUUCCACCCGUCACACACAUUUGAUCCAGAGUGCAUGAAGAGUGUCACAGUCAGACACAUUAAGUUCCUGCUGAAGCAACAUUUUCAUUAAAAACCAGACCAGUGUUCCUCCUCCACAUCUAACUCCUGUUACCAAAAACAUACCAGCUCUAAUAAAGCUAGCUUUGCUCUGAAAUGUUCUGAUAAUUUUAAUUGAAGUACAUUUAGUGUUUUUAGAACAUUUAAUUCCGUUAGUCCUGCAGGUAAUUGUGAUUGCUGUGUUUUAGGCACUGUUGGUUUUUAUCUCAUCUCUCCUCACGCUAACUGAGCCCAUGUUUGAUGAGGUGUGUGCACUAGUUGCUGUAGACGUCUGUUUUGUCCGUUUGGUUUUGUUAGCAGUGUUUGUGCUGAAGUGGUUCUUGAGAGGGUCUUUUUAAAGAAAAUGGAGAUUUUACGAUGCAAUAAUUUGCACAUUACUACAUAACUGCAGUGCAACUGUAAUAACUGCUGUAAGACAGUGAUGAGAAAUGAGUGAAGGUUGAAUAAAAAAAUAUUGGAAUCCUA